GUGCAUUUUAAAUAACGAUUAAAAUGGAUAUCCGAGGUGCUGUCGAUGCUGCUGUCCCAACAAACAUCAUUGCUGCCAAAGCUGCUGAAGUUAGGGCAAAUAAAGUCAAUUGGCAGUCAUAUCUUCAAGGGCAGAUGAUUUCUGGUGAAGACUGUGAAUUUAUUCAAAGAUUUGAACAGAAAAGAAAUCCAGAAGAAAAACAAGAGCUGUUGCAAGCAGAAGGCAAUCAAUGUGCUAAAACAUUUAUAAACUUGAUGACUCAUAUCUCCAAGGAACAGACAGUUCAGUACAUUCUGACUAUGGUUGAUGAUAUGCUGCAAGAAAAUCAUCAACGUGUUUGUAUUUUCUUUGAUUAUGCAAAGCGUGGUAAGAAUACUGCAUGGUCCUACUUUCUGCCAAUGCUGAAUCGCCAAGAUCUUUUCACUGUGCAUAUGGCAGCAAGAAUUAUUGCCAAAUUGGCUGCCUGGGGGAGAGAACUUAUGGAAGGAAGUGACUUGAAUUACUACUUCAACUGGAUUAAAACACAGCUCAGUUCCCAGAAACUACGUGGUACGGCGGGUUCUGUGGAAGCAGGAGCAGUCUCCACGAGUGAUAGUUCCCAGUACGUACAGUGUGUUGCUGGAUGUCUGCAGCUGAUGCUCAGGGUCAAUGAAUAUCGCUUUGCGUGGGUAGAAGCAGAUGGGGUAAACUGUAUCAUGGGGGUCUUGAGCAACAAAUGUGGCUUCCAGCUGCAGUACCAGAUGAUUUUCUGUGUGUGGCUGCUGGCAUUUAGCCCUCAAAUGUGCGAAUAUCUCCGUCGAUAUAAUAUUGUUCCGGUGCUGUCAGAUAUUCUUCAGGAAUCGGUCAAGGAGAAAGUGACUAGAAUCAUCCUUGCAGCAUUUCGGAAUCUCUUAGAGAAAUCUACAGAGAGAGAAACUCGCCAGGAGUAUGCUCUUGCCAUGAUUCAAUGUAAAGUUUUAAAGCAGCUAGAGAAUUUGGAUCAGCAGAAAUACGAUGACGAAGACAUAAGUGAAGAUAUCAAAUUCCUACUGGAGAAGCUUGGGGAGAGCGUACAGGACCUUAGCUCAUUUGAUGAGUACAGUUCUGAGCUCAAGUCAGGAAGAUUGGAGUGGAGUCCUGUGCACAAGUCUGAGAAGUUUUGGCGUGAGAAUGCUGUAAGAUUAAAUGAGAAGAAUUAUGAGCUACUCAAAAUCCUGACAAAACUUCUGGAGGUUUCUGAUGACCCACAAGUGCUGGCUGUAGCUGCUCAUGAUGUGGGAGAGUAUGUGCGACACUACCCCAGAGGAAAACGAGUGAUUGAACAACUUGGUGGCAAACAGCUAGUGAUGAACCAUAUGCAUCAUGAAGACCAACAAGUUCGUUAUAAUGCACUACUGGCUGUGCAGAAGCUGAUGGUUCACAACUGGGAAUACCUUGGGAAGCAGUUGCAGUCGGAACAACCUCAAACGGCCACUGCACGGAGCUAAACACUUCAGUUGGUGCAUCACCGUUCUUAUUUCGUGCUUAUAACUGGAGUAUGUUUGUCUUUAAUAUCAGGAAAACACUUCAGUCACAACUGCUUCUAGUGUAUAAACUUUCCAGUUAUCCUUCAAUGUUGUUGGCUUAGUAAAACUUGUUUGUUUUCUGAUUAAUAUGUAUAUUAGCUUCCUGCUAUAUUCUGAAUGUAUCUGAGUAAAUGUGGCUUAUGUAUUGCUUUUGUUUUAUGUAUUUAUUCUCAUAAUAAAGAUUGUUAUUAACAGAUAUUAAUUCCAAAUCACAACCAGUCUAGAAAAAUUGUUCUGUUCUGUUUUAAUGUGUUAUCAGUUUUGUCACUCCUCCACCCCCUUAAAAACAAAAAAAAAAAAAAAGAAUUAAGUCCCUUUAUAUAUCUUCAGACAAACUCAUAAAGUUUUGACCUGAUGUUCUGUAAGAAAUAUAGUAGCCUGAGGAAAUGUUGGUUAUCAGUGUUGAAAUAUCUACCAAGCCUGAAAACAAUGUUAAUAUUGUAAAUAAAAGUGAAUAUGUGGGCUUUUGGGGGGCAGAGGGUGGUAUUUCUCUCCUUUUAUGGAAUAUGUUAAAAAAAACUGACAUAAAAGUAGAGGAGAAAAAUGGUGAACACUCAUCUAAAAAAAAGUAGUAAAGAUUAUUAGUGGAACUUUUUAACAUCUGUGUUAAGCCACUAGGCUGUAGCUGAUUUUUGGUAACAAAUGUUCUGUAACUGUUGAACCCUGAACUUCAUGGAGGUUUUGUUGAGUAUAGGAAAUAGUAGGGUUCUGGUGUCAUUCUAAAACCUGUGUAUUUCACUAACAUUAAUCCAAAUUCUUUGGCUGUUACAAUCUUUUCUGCAUUUCGUAGCAUCUGCUGGUAAAGAAAACGUAAACACCUACAAAUGAAAGAUGAUGUUGGAUUGGCAUGUGAAAACAGUCUUGUUGCAUGUGCAGGAGCUUGUAGUGUUGCAAAUGCCUGCACUCGAGUUAAUAGUCUUGUGACUCAUUACAAUAAAAAGAGAUGAGAGAACAUCUGAGGAUGUUCUGAUAGCA
Struthio camelus australis is the source of this 2519-nucleotide messenger RNA. Lineage: Eukaryota; Metazoa; Chordata; Aves; Struthioniformes; Struthionidae. The record is from RefSeq and is a predicted model, not a curated record.